AUGACACGGUUGCCUUCAGGCCAUCGCGCUGUGAGCAUCGUGGAAUUUGGCGAGCAAGCCUGGGCUCUUCCUGUUGAAUGCCGCGGUGAACAAGCCGAUCCCUUUCAGCUGCUCUACACCAGUGUUCUCGAGCAGAAUUUUGGGGGGAAGGAUGUGGCGUCGACAUCCGAGGCUCGGGACACAUGGGCGGCGUUCAAAGAUCCGAGCGAGGCGGACAACAAAGCCCGAAAGCUGCUAGACCAGAGAAACUUCACCCCUCAGGCCAUGGAGGAGCUGCUGACCCUGGUGAUUUUCCGUGGCACCGGGACCAGGGACGUCCUGAUUUCUAAACGAAAGGACGCGGGCGCCUUGGCUUUCGGUCUGUACGCGCAUGGCAACAUGUUUGGCAUCACGCGGGCAACCCUGGAGAUGCCGAACUUUGUGAAGUACAUCAAUGCGUGGUUCUGCAGCAAGUUCCCUAAGAAAGCCACUGAGAUCCCAGGUGUGUCGUGGACUUCCUUCAGCAUCAACGUGAACAUGGCCUCGAAGCUCCACCGGGACUGUCACAACUUGAUAGAGUCUCACAAUGUGGUUGCGACUUUCGGAACCUUCCAAGGCGGAGGUCUGUGGCUGGAGCUACCUCCAGGCGUUGACCCCCAGAGCGUUCCGGAUGUGAAGUGGAAAAUAAGGAAGGGUGUCAAGGUUCCUGGGCGCGUGAUGGAGGUCUAUCACAAACCUACGUUAUUCGACCCCAAAACGACCCACGGAACUAUGCCAUGGACGGGCAAAAGAAUUUCAGUGACUUUGUACACGGCCCGAUCUGCUCCUGACAUGGACAUGAACAUCGUUUCGCAGUUGCAAGGUUUGGGAUUUCCGGGGUUGAUUGCAUCUUGCUACAUGGCCUGGGAUGAGUCUACAUGUGAGCUCGACGAGGUUCAGCCUGAAUCGACUUGCGAAUGGGACAUGGAAGCCAGCUUUGAUCAAAGCGUGCAGCGGCUGGUGGCGGCGGAAUCUCCGGAGGAUCAUGUUCAGAAAAGAACGCCGGUGAAGAAGUUGGACCAGGCUUGGAAGAGGAUGGUUCAGCAGAUCAUGUUCAUGUUGGAGACGGCGCGCCGGCAAAUGGUGACGGACUACAUCGUGAUGAAGGACGAGAAGAUCCAUCCGGAGAAAACCACCUCGACGGCGAGUUCCUCGAAACAACGGGCCACGACAUCCGGGCCAAUCCACCAAGGCAUUGGAGAACCUCUGCCGAGAUCGCAGAGCCACAAGAAGUGGGAGUGCGAACCGGGACUAUGUCCUCACGGCCCGGACCACAUGAGAUGCCGUGCCAAUCGUCUGUCGAAGUGGUGGACAUGUCUUCGAUGCGGAAGCCGAUGGGCGCGUUUGGACGACACGCGGGAGGACGUAAAGGUGCCCGAGUACACUUCCGAGAAUGCGAAGAAUGUGGUGGAUCGUCGAGGGCGAGCUUUCCCCAAGUAUCUUCCAGCCCCUCGGGGACGACCAGAACAAGGACCUCGGGAAGUGACAGUGGCAGCAGGGGGCCGAGCGAGGGUGGCGACGUCGACCUCGACUACAACUUUCACGAACAAGGUCACUGGAGUUACUCCUUCUUCCACGGCAGCUACGGCGACAUUUCCCCCGAAAGUCUUCGAGGAGCCGAACCUACGCGAAGGGCGAAAACACCUACGGGCCGCCACAACCUGGAGACCGAAAUCCACGAGAUCUACACCGACGAAGAGAGCUUCGACGAGGAAAUGGAGGAGAUCCCCGUCAUACCGCCUCAAUGAGAAGCUAUUUGGCGAACGGCCGGGACUUGAAGGAGUCCAGGUGCCGACCCAUCCAGAUCUUGAACUCAUGCUUACAGAGAAAGGGAUGGGCAAUGUCGGCCAUGAUGGCGCUCUUUUCGUUGGCGUCCACGGAGGCUCCGGGCUGGUAUCCGCUGUUGGGCCCUCCUCGCGAGCAUGCGGUAUGGCAGCCUCAUGCAAGCAACUGGAACUUCUUGGAUCGAGAGCGGCAUGA
Messenger RNA from Symbiodinium necroappetens, 1998 nucleotides. The record is from the annotation of a GenBank genome assembly. Lineage: Eukaryota; Dinophyceae; Suessiales; Symbiodiniaceae.